CAUCACUAAUGUGUUCCCCAUCAUCGCUGUGGGGUAGCUCGCUGUCCUUCCCGGCUGACAGAGCCUCCGUGGCUCGUCUCGUCCGCAUGUAUAAGACCCUGCCAUCGCGCCUCCCUUCUGCCCAGUGUCCAGUCUUGGCCCAGGUCGCUCUUGCCCCCUCAGACUCUUGUGAACACACCUGUCCCACAAGCUCAGUCCGCCCAGAGCAUCUAUUCUGCCAUAUCUGCCACCAUGUCUUCCCACGAGAAGCAUGAUGUUGAGACGUCUUCCGGCCACGACAUUGCCCCUGCGACGUCCACUGCGAGCAAUGGCCUUGCCUUGAAGCCCACUGCCCUGGAGCGCGAGCGCGCCGAGCAACUUGCCCGCCUACCCGACCCCGAUGCUGGCAAGUCGCCCGAGGAGAGAGCAGAGAUCGAUCGCAAGCUCAUGUGGAAGGUCGACCUGUGGUUGAUUCCCUGGCUGUCUUUGCUCUACCUGCUUUCGUUCCUGGACCGGACCAACAUUGGAAAUGCCCGCCUCGCCGGCAUGGAGAACGACCUACACAUGUUCGGCACUGACUACAACUUGUCGCUGACCAUCUUCUUCAUCUCGUACGCCCUGUUCGAGCCCCUCACAAACACACUCCUCAAGCGCCUCACCCCGAGAAUCUUCUUCACCGGCAUCAUCGUUGCCUGGGGCAUCAUCAUGACCCUCAUGGGCUUGUGCCACAACUUUGCUGGCCUUCUGGCUGCCCGUUUCUUCCUGGGUAUUGCCGAGGCUGGUCUGUUCCCCGGUGUCAACUACUACCUCUCCUGCUGGUACAAGGGAUCUGAACUCGGUGCACGUAGCGCCAUAUUUUUCUCCGCUGCUGCUCUCGCAGGAUCCUUCGGUGGCCUGCUUGCCGCAGCCAUUUCGAAGAUGGACAAGAUUGGUGGUGUCGCCGGAUGGCAAUGGAUCUUCAUCAUCGAGGGUCUUGCUACGGUUUUUGUCGGCCUCUUCUGCUGGUGGAUGGUGUUUGACUGGCCCGAGACUGCUCGUUUCCUGUCAGAGGACGACAAGAUUCGCCUUCAGCGCCGCAUCAUUCAAGACCGUCAGGGACACGCCGCCACGGACUUCGACAAGAAAUACAUCUACGAGGCCCUGAAGGACUGGAAGACCUAUGGCUACAUGGUCAUCUACAUGGGCUGCCUCUGCCCUCUAUACGCCUUCAGCUUGUUCCUUCCUACCAUCAUUGCCGCCAUUGGCUACAGCGGUACUACUGCUCAGCUUCUCACUGUGCCUCCCUACGCCGUUGCUGCUCUGGCCACUGUCACUGUCGGCUUCAUCGCUGACCGCACCCGGUGGCGCGGAUAUUGCAACAUUGCCGUCGUUCUUGUUGGCAUUGUUGGGUUUUCCAUGCUUCUCGGCUCCGGCGAUCCCCAUGUUCAAUACGCUGGAACUUUCCUUGGCGCAUUUGGCAUCUAUCCUACAAUCUCCAACUCCCUUUCAUGGGCAUCCAACAAUAUCGAAGGAUCCCUGAAGCGUGCCGUCGCCAUUGGCAUGAUUGUCGGCUGGGGCAACCUCAACGGUGUUGUCUCCUCCAACAUUUAUAUCUCGACCCAGAAGCCACGCUACCUUACUGGCCACGGCGUCGUGCUUGCCUACCAGGUCCUCUUCCUUCUCGGCGGUACCAUCUUCAUGCACUUCGCCCUGAAGGCUGAGAACAAGAAACGCCUCUCGGGCGCGCGCGACAAUAUGAAUGACGGCCUCACCGACGAGCAGAAGCUCGUUCGUGGCGACAACCGCCCCGACUUCAUCUACACCACUUGAGAGGGGGUAAGAAGGGUAGUAUGUGGUGGAAGAAUGAUUGCGGGAAUUCGAAAACAUAUGAGCAGCUAGCUUGCUCGCGAUAUCUGCAACUUGUUGCACUCCCAGUAGCACUAUUCGUAGAUGGUGCUACCUCGCUAAAUAUCAGACGUCAGAGCUCAUUCAUGUUUGAAUGUUUGACAGUGACCCUGCUUAUGUUCUGUGAAAACGGUGCCGAGGGACAGGGGCAAGAAGAUAGUAAACAGGAGGCGUGUCUCGACGUGCUCAUGAGGUAUUGGAAUCGACCACGUGAGGAUGGCGCAUGCGCCGGAGUGUCUGCCCGUGGGACAAGGCCAGGACCAAGUGAGUAGCUCCGUAAUCGCGCUGGGCGUUGCCGUCGUUACAUCAUAGUCCACAAAAGAAAGUUAAACCCAAAAUUCAAGGUGCC
This is a messenger RNA of Microdochium trichocladiopsis, 2212 nucleotides long. RefSeq names its product major facilitator superfamily transporter. The transcript has 5 exons. Gene Ontology annotation, molecular function: transmembrane transporter activity. Bases 232 to 1788 code for a protein of 518 amino acids. Lineage: Eukaryota; Fungi; Ascomycota; Sordariomycetes; Xylariales; Microdochiaceae. Gene Ontology annotation, cellular component: membrane. Gene Ontology annotation, biological process: transmembrane transport. The record is from RefSeq and is a predicted model, not a curated record.